GCGUCUGUACGUCAUCAUUGUGGGCCAUAUAUCGGUGAAAGGUUGCCUGGUUAUGUAGUUAUAUAGAAAACACUGAUGCUGGCAGAAUGAUGAACGUCAACAGAUUUACCGCUUUGUCGAAAUUUGUUCAACUUGGAAAGCGGCUGGACGUCUGUAACACGACGCAAGCUGUGAAAGAAGUGCUACGUCUUCAGCAGCGGAGGUGCUUUAAAACUCAGUCCAGGAACCUCGCUUAUGCCAAGGAUUUGUUCCUCGGUCAGGUGAAUAAGGCUGAGGUCUUCCCUUAUCCAGAAAUUGGAAAUGAAGAGGUGGAGGAGAUCAAUCAGCUCGUUGCACCGGUGGAAAAAUUCUUCAAUGAGGAGGUUGACUCAGCGAAGAUUGACCAAGAAGCUAAAAUCCCUCCAGAGACCCUGAAUGGGUUGAAAGAGCUUGGGCUGUUUGGAAUCCAGAUUCCUGAGGAGUAUGGGGGUCUGGGAUUGUCCAACACCAUGUAUGCACGACUGGCAGAGAUCAUCUCAUUAGACGGUUCUAUUGCUGUAACACUGGCUGCACAUCAGGCCAUUGGACUGAAGGGGAUUCUGAUAGCAGGGAAUGACGCACAGAAGGAGAAGUAUUUGCCCAAACUGGCCUCAGGAGAACAUGUAGCAGCUUUCUGUCUGACAGAGCCUGGAAGUGGAAGCGAUGCAGCCUCUAUUCAGACCCGAGCAACCCUGUCAGAUGACGGUACACAUUACCUCAUCAACGGCUCUAAGAUUUGGAUUUCAAAUGGAGGGAUGGCAGAUGUUAUGACGGUGUUUGCAAGGACAGAGGUUGUCGUAGAUGGCGUGAAGAAGGAUAAGAUUUCGGCGUUUAUCGUGGAGAGGGCUUUCGGGGGAAUCACUAGCGGCAAGCCUGAGGACAAACUGGGCAUCCGGGGCUCCAAUACUUGUGAAGUGUCCUUUGACAACGUCCCAGUGCCACUGGAGAAUGUAAUCGGAGAAGUAGGUGGUGGGUUUAAGAUCGCCAUGAACAUCCUCAACUCAGGGAGGUUCAGUAUGGGCAGUUCUUCAGCUGGAAUGAUAAAAAAACUGAUAGGAUUGACGGCUGAGUACGCUGCAACCAGGAAGCAGUUUAACAAAAGCCUGAGUGAAUUCGGCAUGAUUCAGGAGAAGUUUGCAGUGAUGGCCCUUAAUGCCUUCGUGAUGGAGAGCAUGGCGUACCUGACGGCAGGAAUGAUGGACAAACCGGGGCUUCCAGACUGUUCUGUAGAGGCCGCCAUGGUCAAGGUGUUCAGCUCAGAAGGAGGCUGGAUUUGUGUCAGUGAAGCUCUUCAGGUCUUCGGAGGUCUGGGUUAUACAAAGAACUACCCUUUCGAGCGCUACGUCAGGGACUGUCGCAUCCUGCCUAUCUUUGAGGGGACCAAUGAAAUUCUGAGGAUGUACAUCGCUCUCACUGGAAUGCAAUAUGCUGGCAAAGUCCUCACAGGGAAAAUAAAGGAGAUGAAGAAGGGAAAUAUCGGUCUGGCUAUGGGCAUGUUAGGUAAAAAACUGAGGAGCUCAGUCGGAGGUUCAGUGGACCUUGGCUUGACCGGAAAAGACGGAGUGGUGCAUCCCAGCUUGGCGGAGAGUGCAAAGAAUUUUGAACAGAACGUUAACUUUUUUGGAUCGACUGUGGAGAGCCUGCUGUACAGAUAUGGAAAGACAAUAGUGGAUGAACAACUCGUCUUGAAGAGAGUAGCAGAUGUGCUGAUCAACCUCUACGCUAUGACAGCUGUCCUGUCCAGAGCCAGCCGCUCCAUCAGCAUCGGCCUCAGGAAUCACGACCACGAGGUGCUGCUCGCAAACACCUUCUGCAGCGAAGCUUACUUCAAGAACAAUUACUUGAUGACUCAGUUGCAAAAGCACUCUCCUGAGAACAACGAUGCCAACAUCAAGAAAAUCGCCAGGGAGGUCUUGGAGAACAGAGCUUACAUCUGCUCUCACCCUCUAGAAAGAACAUACUGAGCUACUCCCAUCCGACCAUAAUAUUAUGACUCCUAUAUUCUGAUUGGACAGUAUGGGUGGGUCCAAUUCACAGUGAUUUGUAUCAGUAUCAAUUUUGUUUGAAAGCAGUACAUCUUUAACGUUAUUUGUACAUUUGGUUGAUAAUAAUGAUAAUAAUAAUUUGAUUAAUUUACAUUAGUUAGUUUAUUUUAUCAGACAGGGCUUCAAAGAUAGAGAUUAUUGGAUGGUGAAGCAUUAUAUAAAGUUCUAUCCAAAGUGCUCCUUAUCUUCAGGGCUGUAAUGAAAUAUUGCACAACUACUCAUGUGUUAAAGAUGCUAGUUU
Molecule: messenger RNA, 2304 nt
Organism: Thunnus maccoyii (southern bluefin tuna)
Lineage: Eukaryota; Metazoa; Chordata; Actinopteri; Scombriformes; Scombridae
Gene: acad9
Product: acyl-CoA dehydrogenase family, member 9
Exons: 18
Coding region: 87-1982 (631 amino acids)
Molecular function (GO): flavin adenine dinucleotide binding; acyl-CoA dehydrogenase activity
Source: RefSeq, a predicted model, not a curated record